AUGUCUACAGAAACCCCAAUGUCCGAGCUGAAAAUUCAGACAGUUCAGCCAGAACCCACACCAAGCCCUUCAACGACUCAAAUGGCAGUCUCCAACCUAAAUACUGCUACCACAUUGGCUAAGCCAAGUCACAAUCGUCGUCGAUUCCAGUAUUUGGUGUACGGACUAGCCAAGUUGAUUAUGGAUAUGCUUGCGGGUCUAGGAAUUGCGUUGGUGUAUGGAAUUCCAGCAGUAAUUAUAAUUUGUCUAGGGAUUGUUGUCUUUGUCGGUCUCCCAUUUGCAUUCGGGGCGGCGUAUGGAGCAGUAGCCAUGCUGAUAGGCAAUGGAAUUCUUCGAGCUGCCCACCUGGCGCAUUACACAAACAACGCAUCGGCUGCCGCCAUAGGGGCGACAGGAGCGGUCAUCGCAGCGUUGGCUCUAGGGUUGCUGUUGCAAUUUUUCCAGAAGCCAAACGAAGAACGUCCAACGCCAUGGUAUGUCACUAUGUGUACCACCGUUGUCGUACACACACUGUCUGGCGCGAUCGGCACCUCAAUUCUUCAGAGACAUCAUGUCGAUCUGGGUGGGAUCGACGUGUUACAUGCGACGCGUGCUGGAGCACUCGGCGGUGCGAUUUUGGGACCGGGGUCAAUAUUGUUAGUACCUGUCAUUUUGGCGGGUCUAGGCAUCAUCCUCUCGCCCCUUUGGUUAGCAAUGACGAUGGGGCUGAGAUGGGAAUUUCAUCGCUUUCCGGCUUGCAAGGGCGCUAGUGAAAAAUUACCCAGCUCCAUGUCUAAUGAGCGCUUAAUCAUCGAUGGGCCGUCCAGAACGGAUGACGCUGGGGGAUCGUACAAGCAUAUCAGGACAGACCGGCGCUUGGUCUCAGGCAUCUCGCGGGAGUAUGAAAGUCUCAUCAACGGUCCGUGUUCGGGACUUGGUGAAUGUCCAGCCACAAUGAAUAACAUGAUGAACCAAAGUUUUAGGGCUAACCAACUGACAACGAUGAAAGGCAUCACGCCCAAGAACAGGCAAUUAGGCGAAUACAGAUAA
Molecule: messenger RNA, 1029 nt
Organism: Psilocybe cubensis
Lineage: Eukaryota; Fungi; Basidiomycota; Agaricomycetes; Agaricales; Agrocybaceae
Exons: 6
Coding region: 1-1029 (342 amino acids)
Source: RefSeq, a predicted model, not a curated record